GACCAAUCAGUACACAGCAGCAAGUUUUUCAAAACUACACCCGCCAUUAUGCUGAAUAGCUAUCAUAUUUCGGUUCGUUGUCGUAGCUAGCCAGUUUGUUAGUCUAAUAGCUGUCUAAAUUAUAUAGAGUCUACAAUACUUAGCGAGCAAAUUACCACGGCCUAGGAUGGAGACGCGCUUCUCUCACCUCUACCAGCGGGACAGCAGUGUCUCCAUGCUGCGGGUGAAGAUGGCCCGUAGGCGAUCCCAGUCCCAAAAGGAGAAUCGGGACCGCGCUGUGAACCGUCACCGUCGCCUGGACCAGCUACCCGAGCUGGAGGUAUCGUCCCUGGACGAGUCUGUAAUCAAGCUUCCAGCGGCGGCCAGUGACGAGAUGGCACCCGGGCAAAACCAAGUAAAAAGCGGCCGCAGUGCAGCGGUGGAGGAGAGGAAGAAGAUGCUGGCACGGUAUAAGGAAGCCAAGGAGCUGCAGAAAGAGAAAGCGAGAAGAGAAAAGGAGAAGAAGGGCGGGGUCUUCAAGGUGGGCGUGUAUAAGCCCCAGCCCCUGAACGUACUGCCCCAGAUCUCUUCUGCACCAAUCAGGGCCAAGACCUCAGUGCCAGCCCAAUCCAGCAGAGUCACACGCUCCAUGAAGCAGCAGGUCCAGAAGCCACCAACGCACAGAGCGGCUGUUGCUGCAUCCAGGAAAGUGGACCCCGCUGAGAUCAGAGCGCCACUGAGCCGAGCUGUCGGCAAGCCGCAGUCCGCGGCCGCGUCUGCCCGAGGAAAAGCAGCUCCAGCGGAGGCAGCGGUCCGUCCCGCGACGACCAGAGCGGCCAGCAGGUCUCAGACGGCCUCCCUGGCGGGCGCACGAAAACCUGCGCCAGAAGCAGCUGCCAAUGUGUCAAAAACCAGAGCUGGCAACAAGCAGCCUGCAGCGCCUCCUAUUGGCAGGGGCAACCCUGCACAAGGCAAGAGCACGACAAGAGCACAAUCCAGAGUGCAGAAGUGUGCCCAGCCUGCCGAGGUGGAAGAGAUGGACACCAGCCCAGCUGACCCCUGCUCUGAAGCGGAGCAGGCACAGAAGGAGGAGGAGCAGCAGGAGGUGGUGGAGGAGGAGGAGGAGGAGGAGGAGGAGAGGGAGAAUCUGCCUGCUGGGUCUUUCGCCCCUCAGGGUUUUGUGUUCCAGGCUCCGUGUGGCCUCAAGCCCUUCCCGUUUGUCCCCCUCACCCCUCGCUCUGCCGACGCCUUCCUCACUCCCAGUUACAUUGGCGUUCCUCCAGCCCUGUCCUUCUCUCCUCUGCCCCCCCGGGACCAGGUGGAGCCCCCUCGCUCUUCUCCCUCUCUCCCGCCUCCUCUCUCCCCCCAGGAGCCACAGCACGACGUGCUGUACUUCAGGUCGGUGCUGGCCAGUGAGACGGCCCAGCUGAGCUCUCUGUGUGAGGAGUGGCAUCUGCGGCCUGAAGACUCCUCCAUCCCUGAGGAGAGUCGGGACAGGAUCCGCACUGCGGUGGGCCAGGCCAGGCUGCUGAUGAAGGAGCGCUUCAGCCAGUUCCAGGGCCUGGUGGACGACUGCGAGCUGGGCAGGGGGGAGAAGGUCACCACCUGCACCGACCUGCAGGGCUUCUGGGACAUGGUCUACUUCCAGGUGGAAGACGUGAUCAGGAAGUUUGACGCUCUCCGAGAGGCGGAGUCUAGAGGCUGGCAGGAGGAGCACAAGUCUCCACCCCGCCCAAAAAAGACCAAGAAGCCACGCCCAGCUGCAGCCGCAGGGAAGGCCGGGGCCGGAGGCGGGGCCAGCGCCGCUGCCCGCAGUCGUCUGGCCGCGGUGAAGGCGGCCAUGAAAGCCAAGCGCGCGGCGGAGUCGGCUCCCAUGGAGACCCAGCCUGACUCCGCCCCUCCUGCCGCCCAGCCUGACCCCGCCCAGACCGUGGUCUUCCACGGGGGCUUCUUCCGCGUAGAGAGCCCCAUCCGCGUGCCCGGGGCCUCAAGACAAUCCUCUCGUAGGAGUGCCGUACCCUCCCUCCCUGGCUCUCCGUGCCCCGCCUCACAAUUCACCACCCCGGCGAGGCAUCGCCCCUCUGUGCCCGCUCACCCGUCCCCUCUUCCCUCGCUCUCCCUCAGCACCCCCACUGCCUGCACACCUCGCCCCCUCCCUCAGGGUCAGUGCACUCCUCCCAAACCUGCUCUCCAUGCUGGCGCCCCCUGUGGCCAGUCGGAGUAUGACGACAGGCAGCCUGUGGCUGCUCCUGCAGGGGGCCAGGCCGAGCGUACUGGAACCCUCACCCAGCCUCCAGAAGAAGCCCUAGAGCCCUCCAGCCAAUCACAGGCCCUAGAGCGUGCGGCAAAAACCAACAGCCAGUACAGGCUUGCCCCAGAGGAGGCGGAACAAACAGCCAGCCAAUUGGAGGGUGUGGCCGAGCCCAAAGCAGACGGCAGUGUUCUUCCCUUCCCAUCUCUCCAGGCUCUGACGCCUGAGGCUGUGGGCCAGAACCGCAGCCUCUGCCUCUCCCUCUCCCCCUGUCAGACAGCAGAUCAGCUUCCUGGUGAAGGCCGUGGGUUAAGCUUCACCCUGUCCCCCUGUCAGACAGCAGAUCCCGCUUCAGACUGCGGGUUAAGCCUCACCCUCUCCCCCUGCCCAUCUGACGGUGCUGAGCAGCGUUCCCCUUCCGCCUCCUCCCUGAGCCUCCUGGCCCCCCUGGACCCUCACACACCAGCGCCCUGCAGCAUGGACAGCCCGGCUGGUUCUUCUGAGGCCUGCAUGGCCGUCUCUCCGGACGCACCCUACGCUGAGAACACUCCAGGUUUGGACUUUGAGCGUUACCUACGGCCCACCCUGAGGUGCAGCCCUUCGCCGCAGUCGGCUGCGGUCGCCAUGGAAGCAUCGCCGCUGCUGGCAACGUCCCCGUGCACCGACGUGCAGAUGGACAGUCCUGGACCUCAGCUGGAGGGGCAGCCGGAGGGAGUUUCCCUGGUGCACGCGGCCCCAGUCCCGCUGAUUCCCCUCGGACACACGUUCUCCCCGCAGGCACACCAGCUGGAAGACGGAGAGCUGCUGCUCUUUACCUCUGAGCCGCGGGACAGAGUGCGGCAGUCAGUGUGUGAGAGAGACCUCAUGACCUUCACCCCUCCCUGUGGCCGCUGAGGAUGUGCUGGCAUGCACGCGCUCACAAACACACACACACACACACACACACACACACACACACACACACACAGACAUGCGCACAGACACACACACACACACACACACACACCGGCAUUUUCAGAGUUAUGGAUAUGAUGCUUGAGACAGCUUACUGCAAACUGACACCGCCUACACUUCCCUUAUUUCUAUCCGCUCAAAAAGAAUUUUAUUUAUAUAUCAUUAGUGUCUUAAGAGUGACCUCCAUCCUUUGUGGAGAAGAUUGUGGGUGUAAUGGAUUUUGACGUGUACCAGCUUCCUCGGAUUGCUUAGGUAUUUGCAUAGAGAUGAGCAGCUGGUCUUUAAAAUUGAUUUCCUUCCUUAAGCUGUUAUACAAUAUCCUGGUAAUUAGAUUUUUGUGACCAGAAAAGGAAGUGGUGAAUAAAGGUUUUAUACUUUUA
This is a messenger RNA of Anguilla rostrata (American eel), 3564 nucleotides long. Its product is annotated as disks large-associated protein 5-like. NCBI's taxonomy places the organism in Eukaryota, Metazoa, Chordata, Actinopteri, Anguilliformes, Anguillidae. Gene Ontology annotation, cellular component: cytoplasm; nucleus; spindle pole centrosome. Gene Ontology annotation, biological process: centrosome localization; kinetochore assembly; chromosome segregation. The record is from RefSeq and is a predicted model, not a curated record. The coding region runs from base 167 to 3124 and encodes 985 amino acids. The transcript is spliced from 20 exons. Gene Ontology annotation, molecular function: microtubule binding.